Ziziphus jujuba (common jujube) is the source of this 1144-nucleotide messenger RNA. RefSeq lists its product as uncharacterized. NCBI's taxonomy places the organism in Eukaryota, Viridiplantae, Streptophyta, Magnoliopsida, Rosales, Rhamnaceae. The transcript is spliced from 2 exons. The record is from RefSeq and is a predicted model, not a curated record. The coding region runs from base 369 to 785 and encodes 138 amino acids.
UUUGCCUCCUCAUUCUCUCUCUCUCUCUCUCUCUCUCUCUCUCUCUUUUUUUUCUCUCCCUCUCUUAUCUAACCCUUGCUAAUAUUUUUCUUCUCAAUAGCGGUUUCAAAUUUUUUUUUUCUCGGUCUUCUUUUAUUUGAAAAAAUAGGAUAAAUUUUUUUUUUUUUCCAAGAUCUGCAACAAUAUAGUUUGCCCCUGGAUUUGAAAUAUUUACUUUAUAAGGGGUCUUGUUGCAAAAAUAAAUUUUUUGUUUUUUUUGGUUCUGGAAAAAAUAAAAAAUAAAAUUAUCUUCUAUCCUGGGGCCUUGUUGGGAUUUGUGGGUGGAUUUAAAUGCACUGUAGCUGACGUGGCAUGCACCAAAAACAGCCAUGAAUACAAAAACAAUGCGUCUCCCACCCCGUCGAAUUUUGACGCCAAACAAGCGCAAAGAGAGCGAAGGUGUAGUUAACGCCCUCUCCACGACAAAAAAGCAAAAGCCGGAUUCACCUCUACCCGACUCAAACAAAGAACCCGACCCGGCUCCAUCUAAUCAACUCCUAGCCGGGUACUUGGCCCAUGAAUUCCUAACAAAAGGUACGCUCUUCGGCCAACCGUGGGACCCGGCUAGAGCCGAGUCAUCGCCUGCUGCGUCAGUUUCAAAGUCGAUGGAAGCGAAGCCGAGUGAAAGUCCAGAAUCGGAAGCCGAGCCGCAUGUGGAAAACAUCCAGCGAUACUUGGAAGUGGCAGAUUUGAUGAAUAGGGUGUGGAGCAAUUCCAUUGGGUCACAAAUGCUCGGUGGCUCCUAAUUAAACCAAGUAAAAGAAAAAAAAAAAAAUCUCUCUCUCUCUCUCUCUCUCUCUCUUUUUCUUAUUACUUUUCUUGUUUUUCUUUUCUUUUUAAUUUUGUCCAUUUUUUUUCUUGUUUUCUUUCUUUUUAUUUCUAUGCCCGUGACGAUGAUUGGUGAAAAAUCAAUCUCUAUUAGAAUCUAGAUAGAUGGAAAAUUUUUCUGUGUAUACGUCGCUGGCUUUACACUUGGUAUUCUUGUGUGUAUGCACUAGAGACAUGCAUGCAUGAACAUGAUGAUGCCCAUGAUGAUCAUGAUUAUUAUCUGAUCCAAUCAAUUGUAUAAAUCAGUUCAUGAAAAUUUGGUUUUCUUUUUUUCUUU